Apis florea (little honeybee) is the source of this 1299-nucleotide messenger RNA. It is a transcript of the gene Cyt-c1, whose product is annotated as Cytochrome c1. The record is from RefSeq and is a predicted model, not a curated record. Gene Ontology annotation, cellular component: respiratory chain complex III. Lineage: Eukaryota; Metazoa; Arthropoda; Insecta; Hymenoptera; Apidae. Gene Ontology annotation, biological process: mitochondrial electron transport, ubiquinol to cytochrome c. Gene Ontology annotation, molecular function: electron transfer activity; heme binding.
UAAACAUUUAUUAAUAAUUUUAUCAUUUAAAUGUUGACCUUAUGAUAUUGGUAUGCUUGAUUAUAGUCGCCUUACAUACUAAAAGUUGUAUAUUUAAUUGACUAAGAAUCUUUACACAUUGUACCUUUGGCCAACAUGGCGGCUUCAUUAGGACGAGUUUAUAAAAUCGGUCUUUUGAAAUCAAAUUAUGGAACAUUACUCAAUCAGCAGGUACAUAAUUUUUCUACUGCCAAGCAAUGGUCUAGAGGCAGAAAAGUGCUGUUAGCAUGUUUAGGAGUAACAGCUGGAGGUAUCAGUGCAUUAAUUUAUGCUUUGGAUCAAUCUGUAAAAGCUUUUGAUAUGGUGGCACAUCCACCAACUUAUAAAUGGGGUUUUUAUGGAAUGUUUAGUGCACUUGAUCAUAAAAGUCUUCGACGUGGUUGGGAAGUAUAUAAAAAUGUGUGUUCAGCUUGUCAUAGUUUACAAUAUAUGGCUUAUCGUCAUCUUGUGGGUGUUACACAUACUGAAGAAGAAGCAAAAGCUAUUGCAGCAGAAGUUCAGGUUCAAGAUGGUCCUGAUGAUCAAGGAAAUUACUUUAUGCGUCCUGGUAAAUUAUCUGAUUAUAUACCACCUCCAUAUCCAAAUGAAGAAGCAGCUAGAGCAGCAAAUAAUGGUGCCUAUCCACCAGAUUUAACAUUUAUUGUUAAUGGAACUGAGCAUGGAGAGAAUUAUGUAUUUUCAUUAUUAACUGGAUACUGCGAUCCACCAGCUGGUAUUCCAAUAAGAGAGGGUCAAUAUUUCAAUCCUUACUUUGUUGGUGGAGCUCUUGGUAUGCCACAAAUUCUUUAUGAUGAAGUAAUAGAGUAUGAAGAUGGCACUCCUGCAUCAGCUUCUCAAUUAGCAAAAGAUAUUGUAGAAUUUCUUAUGUGGACAUCAAAUUCAGAACAUGAUGAAAGAAAGAGACUUACUAUUAAGCUUUUGGGUGUUAGUUCAAUAGUAAUACCAUUAUUAGUAUAUUGGAAGAGACAUAAGUGGACAACUGUUAAAAAUACUAAAAUACUUUUCACUCCGAGACAUAAACCUCCACAACAGUAAUAUAAUUACAGUAAUAAAUAAAGCUACAUUAGCUCAAGGAAAAUGAUCCGACGAUGUUAGAUUCCCAUAUUGGAAUGUAGUUUUUUACUUUGUUUGAAUGUUGCGAUAUUUACAACAACAUAAUUGCACUCAAAUGAUAGACGUUUAUUUAACGCGUCAAUCGCCUUGUACAUAUAACUACAAUUAAUGAUAUCAUCGUCAGAUUUAAAUAAACUGUUAAACUUA